Clarias gariepinus (North African catfish) is the source of this 2137-nucleotide messenger RNA. RefSeq names its product syntaxin 3b (gene stx3b). Lineage: Eukaryota; Metazoa; Chordata; Actinopteri; Siluriformes; Clariidae. Gene Ontology annotation, molecular function: SNAP receptor activity; SNARE binding. The record is from RefSeq and is a predicted model, not a curated record. Gene Ontology annotation, cellular component: endomembrane system; plasma membrane; postsynapse. The coding region runs from base 305 to 1273 and encodes 322 amino acids. The transcript is spliced from 11 exons. Gene Ontology annotation, biological process: intracellular protein transport; synaptic vesicle fusion to presynaptic active zone membrane; exocytic insertion of neurotransmitter receptor to postsynaptic membrane.
AGAGAGAGAGAGAGAGAGAGAGAUUAAUCUUACACGAGUGUUUUUAAUCUUCUGAGCGGAUAAACUCGGACAGUAAACCCCGCGGUUUGGACGGAGCGGCCAUUUUGAUGGAGCGUUUUUGGAGAAAGUGGAGCUGGAGGAGGAAGACUGCAGUCUAAGGGAGAGAAACACACACACACACACACAGUGAGAGGAGAAGUUGUCUCUGGCCUCGGCUUUUCACUUCCCAGCUGCUUCACUUUUCCACCUUCGGUGUUUAUCGUUUGUUUUCCUGCUUUACUACAUUUUGGACUUAAAAACAGCCAUGAAGGACCGACUGGAGCAGCUGAAGGCGACCCGUGACCAUGACGAUGAGGACGUCGAGAUCGCCGUGGACAACGCAGCGUUCAUGGACGAUUUCUUUUCCGAGAUUGACCAAAUAAGAAACAGCAUCGAUAAGAUCGAUGAAAACGUAGCUGAAGUGAAGAAACUUUAUUCUGUUAUUCUGUCGGCACCAACGUCUGACCAGAAAACACAAGAUGACCUGGAGUCUCUUACCAACGACAUUAAGAAAAAGGCCAACAAUGCACGCAACAAGCUGAAGAGCAUUGAGAAAGAUCUCGAGACGGGUGAAGGAGAGAGAGUGUCAGCCGACAUGAGGAUACGCAAAUCACAGCAUGCAGUUCUGUCCAGGAGGUUCGUGGAUGUGAUGACGAAAUACAACGAAGCUCAAGUGGACUUCAGAGAUAAGAGCAAAGGGCGAAUCCAGAGACAGUUAGAGAUCACUGGUAGAGUCACUACUGAUGAGGAGCUGGAGGAAAUGUUGGAGGGGGGCAAUGCAGCGGUCUUCACCGCCGGGAUCGUAGAUUCGGGAAUCUCCAAGCAGGCGCUGAGCGAGAUCGAGUCACGUCACAAAGACAUCGUCCGACUGGAGAGCAGCAUAAAGGAACUCCAUGACAUGUUUGUGGACAUCGCCAUGCUCGUCGAGAACCAGGGUGACACCAUCAAUAACAUAGAGGCGAAUGUUUCUAAAGCAGUGGAUCAUGUUGCAGUUGCUAAGAUUGAAACAAAGAAAGCAGUCAGGUAUCAGAGCAAAGCGCGGAAGGGCGGAAUGAUUGACAGGAUCGAGAGCAACAUGGACCAAUCGGUUGGCUUUGUCGAGCGGGCGGUAGCCGACACUAAAAAAGCCGCCAAAUAUCAGCAGGAGGCGCAGCGCAAAAUGAUCAUCUUGGGUGUGAUCGGCAUUGUGGUUUUGAUCAUCAUCGUUAUCAUCAUACUCACACAAACACUCUGAAACCACACCCAUUUUUGUGACUCCUCCCAUUCUAGUUAUUUUAUCCAUCUGCCACAUUGCCGGUCCCUCUUUUACCCACCUCCUGUGGCUGCCGGAGAAACGACACAGACUUCAAAUACCCUUCUUCCCUGCCCUCCUGCUCUUCUCUGAACAACGGACAGUGACUCCUGCAUUCAACUCCUGUAAUGCAAAUCUAUUUUGUGUAAAAUGGACAGGACUAUUUUGUUGACGUAUGAACCGUACCGAGAAAUAGACCCCCAUUUAUCUUGCCUUAAUAUUUUUUUAAUAGGGGCCGCUUGCACCAAAGACUCGACUAAUCAUCUGUGGAGGCUAAAGCGGUCUUACUGUAUUUUGUAAUUUAUAAUAGUUAUUAACAUUAUUAUUAUUUAACUUCUUCCAUUAACACCUUUUAAACCCUUGUUCAUCCUGUCAUAUUUCACAUGUGCCAUCUUGUAUACCUCUGUCUGAAAAAUGUCGUCCUGAUCCUGUCAUGCCGAACGGAAAUGCCCAGUCGGCAGAUCAUUGAUAAUUUACCUGGAUUUGUUUCAUAAAACACUCGUUUUUUUUUUGUUUUUUGUUUUUUUACCAACCUCCAUAUACUAUAUGGUGAGGUGUGAUAAUUUGCACUAUCAUGCACUGGAAUAUGGUUAAUGAUAAUAAUAAUAAUAAUAAUAACAAUAACAAUAAGGGAACGUAUUAUUUAAUGGGAUUGUUGGAUGUUCAUUCUUCAACAGACCCACAGAUAGGAAGGAUAAAGUGCAAUGAAGUUUAAGUGUUUUUAAAUCUUCACACUGUCCUGUAAUAAAAAACACCACCACCACAUUUAUACUGUCACUUAAGGAAUAAAUGAUUUUAUAUUUUUAA